Molecule: messenger RNA, 3856 nt
Organism: Siniperca chuatsi (mandarin fish)
Lineage: Eukaryota; Metazoa; Chordata; Actinopteri; Centrarchiformes; Sinipercidae
Product: phosphatase and actin regulator 1-like
Exons: 13
Coding region: 487-2403 (638 amino acids)
Biological process (GO): stress fiber assembly; cell motility
Molecular function (GO): actin binding
Source: RefSeq, a predicted model, not a curated record
AUAUGUAUAAAUAAAUAGUCCGGUAGUGCAAAUGAACAUGUAGCAAAAACAAUAUAGCAGCAUUUAAAGUUAAGGAAUAUCCAGCCAUGGUCAGUGUUCUACUCAUAUGAAGUAGCUACAUUCAACCAACAGAUUUCCUCUUUAAGAGCGAGUAGUUCAUGUGUGCAAGAAGACUAUUUUCCACUUUGGUGGACAAGACAGUUCAGGUCUUCUCCAUUUUAUUCUACUCUAAUGGUCUAUGACUUAGAAUAGACACUAUUGCUGUUUCAGUGUGUGUCGGGCUUCCAUGUAUUAAAUAAGCAGGCAGUGGAGAUGACAUUAUGCACGAAACAAACAUUAGUUUACAAUACAUGUCUUAUUAUACUGCGCUCCAAGGACUGUUUUCAGUCUGGUAGGUUACAGCUUGUUUGCACUUCUUAAAAGUAAAGCUCGGUCAAAUGCUUUUAUUUUGUAAGAUGUGGCCGGAAGUAUCUUUUUUUUUUCAUUAUGGCUGACUUCUCAGUAGUGGACAGAGCUGCAAACCAGUUGAAAUCCCCCCUCUACCGGAGCAGAGGGCGACAGGGUCCAGCCCUGCAGUCCAUCUCAAACAUGGCGGGCUGUAGAAGCGACGUGAUGUGUUCAUGGUCCGGGUCCGCAUUUGCCACCGAGUCCCCAUCUGUAGAGGCGCCCGUGUCCGAGGAGCAGAAACCGAGGAAGAGGAGGAGAGCUUUCUGCCUGGCCAGGAUGAAGUCCCGCAACAGCUCCGGCGAACAGCUCCAGCCUCAGCCCGCCGCGAACAACAACAUGCCGUUCAUGAUCCACUGCCAGAUCGGCAAAGAGAUCAAACACAUCUGCAGCAACUGCCGGGGGGCCGCGCCGCUGGACGCUGAGGAAGUGGAGAGGUUGGCAGCGAUGCGCUCUGAUUCGCUGGUUCCAGGCACGCACACGCCUCCCAUUCGGCGGCGGAGCAAAUUCGCCACCCUGGGACGCCUGUUUAAACCCUGGAAAUGGAGGAAGAAGAAGAGUGAAAAGUUCAAGCAGACCUCUGCCGUGUUGGAGAGGAAAAUGUCCACUCGCCAGAGCAGAGAAGAGCUCAUCAAGAAGGGAGUGCUGAAGGAGGUUUAUGAGAAAGACGGCUCUUCCCUGGCUGUACGAGAGGAGGUGAAGAUGGAGAAUGGGCGUUCUCCGGUGCUUGGCUCCGGUCUGUCAGAGUCUGAAGGUAGUGAGCUGAUGGAAGGAGCAGCUGCAGCUGUAGGCUCUCUAGAGUUUCAGAUGUCCAGUGAGGGUGCAUGUCAACAGGACCAAAAAUCCAGCCAGGCUCCGCCCACAAAGAAGUCCACUCUGUAUCCGGUUGACGGCGCUGAAUCAACGUUCUCCAGACCUCCUACGCUACACAAACAACCUCCUGCGCUACCACCCAAACCCUUCAGCAGGCUACCUAAUCACAUUACAGACGGUGCCCCGGUGAAGUUGCCGUGUAUGUCGGGGAAGUUAUCUCCUCCUCUACCUCCAAAGAAGCUCAUGAUCUCCGUACCUGCAGGGAGCAUGGAGCCCUCUUCGCUCGCCUUCCAGAAAUGCCCCGCCCCUCCCAGCCAUGCUCUAAUGGGCGGGCACUCCCUACAGUAUGGGACACUACCUGUUCCACUCCACCCCCCCAGCCGAAUCAUAGAGGAGCUCAACAAGACCCUGGCCCUCACCAUGCAGAGGUUUGAGAGUUCCAUGAUGCACGCUGUUCCCACGGUGAUGAUCGAGUGUGACGAUGACAAAGAGAACCUCCCUAACGAGGCGGACUACGAGGACCUGCCUGGUAUGUACAAGGACGAUGAAGAGGAGGAGGAGGAGGAAGAGGAGGAGGAGGAAGAAGAAGAUGACGAGGAAGAUGAGGAGGAAGAUGAGGAUGAUACAUUGUUUACAAGCACACUGGCCAUGAAGGUUUUACGAAAGGACUCUCUGGCCAUCAAGCUGAGUAACCGUCCAUCGAAGAGGGAGCUGGAGGAGAAAAACAUCCUGCCGCUGCAGUCGGACCAAGAGAGACUGGAGUUUCGACAACAAACAGCCACCAAACUGACCAGGCGGUUGAGUCAACGGCCGACAGCAGAGGAACUGGAACAGAGGAACAUACUAAAGCCUCGAAACGAUUUGGAGGAGCAGGAGGAGAAGAGGGAGAUCAAGAGACAUUUGUCCAAAAAGCUCAGCCAGAGGCCCACAGUAGAGGAGCUGAGGGAGGCGAAGAUCCUCAUCCGCUUCAGUGACUAUGUGGAGGUUGCGGAGGCUCAGGACUACGACAGAAGAGCAGACAAGCCAUGGACUCGCCUUACAGCUGCUGAUAAGGCUGCCAUCAGGAAGGAGCUGAAUGAGUUUAAAAGCACAGAGAUGGAGGUGCAUGAGUCGAGCCGUCAUUUUACCAGGUUUCAUCGGCCAUAAAAUGGUUCAGUCAGAUCUCGGCCAUGCUUUUAUACUCCCACACCGAGCCUCAAGUGUUCAGGCUGCUACCUGCUGCCCUCGUACUGCUAACUGCUACCCUUUCCGGUGUCGACUUCAAACUGACAGACUGGACAUGAACACAACCUGUGUGCUGUGGCCAUUACAGGAAACGGGAGCAAACACUUUUAGAAGUACAGAUGGAUUAAACUCUCAACUGGCGUCUCCCAUCAGUGGAGAUUUUACAGACUUCUUGAUAUUCAAAAGCUUUUAAUUGUCUUUUUUUUAUGAUGAAGAGGUGGCGAUUUGUUUACUUUGCAGCACUUUUGUUUUUGAACAAGGCUUUUGGAAGUCAAACACAGAAUCUGUGUCAAUUUUGAGGAUGGGAAUGGUCGGAGGUGAAGAUGGGACUGUAUUUUUCUUUUUUUUUUACACAGGGAUUGUUUUCUUGCCUUUCACCAUGUUCUCACUCUCCUUUCUCAACUGGACUUAAUCUCUCCAUGGGGCGUGCUUGUGUUGGCACAGUUUUAUUUCACAGAUGAGAUCUCAAUGAUCAUUUAUCUCAUUUUGCCAGAGGAAUUAAAAUAUUUACAACAGUUUAUGCUGUUGUAGGCAGCUGAAUCUUAAGCCAAAAUGUCCUAAAAUCCUACUCAAAGUCCCAAAAUGCUCUCUGCAAGCCAGUAACAGUAAAAAUUAAGAUCUCCUAACACAUACACACCAAUCAACUGAGCAAUAAUUUCAGAUUUUCUCCUCAUUUGUCCAUCUGUUUAUGGGCUGCAUUCAAGAGCUCAAAACACUUUCAGACUUCAGAUCCCCAUUUUAAACCAAAGCAACUUGACUUUCUGUGGAAGUUGCGAUCUUGAAUGCAUCCCAGAGUGACUGCUGUUGACAGUUCAGUAACCCACUGUCACUGUGCCUACAGUAUUGUUUACAGGGAUUUAAAACUUGCCAAAUUGUUUCAUUUCAUACAGAAUAUUAUUUGUAGACACAGUGAAAAAUGUUGCAGAACUAUCUGCGGAACUACGAGAAAAUACUUCUUUUUUGUAUUUAAUUUUUUAUUGUCUGAGACGAACCUUUGGCGGUACAAAAUAUGAAAACCCUGCCACCUUACUUUUUGUUGUUUACAGUCCAUAUUAGGUUCAUGAAUUGGCAGUUUUGACCAUAUUAUUGGGAGAACUGGUUGAUCUGUUGUGUGUGUGUUUAUGACUGUGUGUCUGAGUGUGUGUAUGCUUAUGUACAAGCGUUGGUAAUAUUACUGUCUCUUGUACGUUUAAAAAUGUUUUGAGAGAAAAAUAUUCUCAGAAUUAUAAGACUUGUACAUAGCAAAGAAAGUAAGCAAGACUUUUCAAAUGUUUUUUUUGUAAAGCAGAAAAACUGCAUGUGAGUAUUUAUUGUGAGUCUUCUAUGAUGUAUGCAGUUUCUUAAAGAAAGAAACUUAUUAAAAAAUAAGUUUAUG